AUGGAGCAUCACAAGAAUGAUCGCAGCUCUGCUGAAGUGGCUCAGCAAGCGUCGGAUGUUCCUCGGCCCCCAUCUGAGUCGCGCAUGAUCAACGAAGUGUCUGGCGACCUCUUCAAUGCCCCUGAGGGUUCCGCACUGAUUCAUGCAUGCAAUACCCUCGGUGUGUGGGGUGGGGGUGUGGCGCAGAGCUUCAAAAUCUUGUACCCAGCGGCGUUCCGGGUCUAUAGGGAACACUGUCUGCAAUAUCGACAGUUCAAAGAGACCCACGCUAUCGCCGACCUCUCCGACAAGGCCAAGGGACUCUCAACCGUCGUGCUACCCGUGGGAACAGCGUUGAUCAUUCCGCCGCAGCCAUCUGAUUCUCAUCAGGGUAAGAAGAAGAAAAAGCAGCAUUGGGUGAUCUGCCUGUUCACUUCAGAAGGAAUUGGCCGUUACGUGGACCCGCCUGCGCAGAUCUUAAACAAUACAUUUGCGGCGCUGCAGGAUCUCAAAAGCAAGCUCACGGAUCUUCUGCUAGACGGGACAGAGCCAUCACCACGAGCGCUUUACUCGUGUCGGUUCAAUUCGGGCUUGUUUGCGGUGCCGUGGAUACAUACAAGACAGCUCCUGGAGGAAUCAGGUCUACGGAUCACGGUAGUGACUCCGCCAACUCGGGGCGAGUGA
This is a messenger RNA of Penicillium diatomitis, 663 nucleotides long. RefSeq names its product ADP-ribose 1''-phosphate phosphatase. NCBI's taxonomy places the organism in Eukaryota, Fungi, Ascomycota, Eurotiomycetes, Eurotiales, Aspergillaceae. The transcript is spliced from 3 exons. The coding region runs from base 1 to 663 and encodes 220 amino acids. Gene Ontology annotation, biological process: peptidyl-glutamate ADP-deribosylation. The record is from RefSeq and is a predicted model, not a curated record.